This is a messenger RNA of Octopus sinensis (East Asian common octopus), 1611 nucleotides long. RefSeq names its product putative lysozyme-like protein. The record is from RefSeq and is a predicted model, not a curated record. The transcript is spliced from 3 exons. The coding region runs from base 757 to 1440 and encodes 227 amino acids. NCBI's taxonomy places the organism in Eukaryota, Metazoa, Mollusca, Cephalopoda, Octopoda, Octopodidae. Gene Ontology annotation, molecular function: protein binding.
UAAAGAUAUAUACUUAUACGGGAGUGUAUGGUGACACAUCGGACUAACAAGGAAGCCUAUAGGUGGUCUGUUACGCUGCCAGUAAUAGCAGCCAAAUAUAUCUGAAACAUAGAACAAAAAGGAACACAUCUUUUUUUCAUAACAAAAAAAGCCGUUAUGAUCAUACUCGAAAUAUUUUCCAUCAGUGGUUCCUGCUCACUCGACGUUGACCUAGGGUUAAAUAGCACCGCCAACCACGACACACUAGGAAACAAGUACUGCAAUUACUCACAUUGAGUCGCUUUGCCGGCUAGAAAUAACAACCAAUUCUCCCUCCUCAGAUCUCAUCAUCCCACAGGAUUGUUUGGGUGGAAAGAAAGAGACAUUUGAUGGCGUAAUCUGUCGCGCGCACCUAGAAAUAACAGCCAAAUACCGGUAAAAAGGAAGGACGCAUUUGGUAAUUUCGGGAUCCUCGUGGGGUUAAAACAUUACAAGUGUUAAAUCGACCUGCUAAAAAUAGCAGCCAGAUCUCCUCCGUCACAUGUUUUACUACGUCUGAAAGAAAGAAACAAAAAAAGGAAGAAAACAAAGGAAGAACGUUCGUGUUAAUGUAGCCAUGGAUAUAUAUACAGUAUGUCGGGAAGAAUAUACUGGAUGGUCACGACUGGAGCGUCUUCGAUCGUAGAUGUUGCUCGAGCAGGGCUGACCUGGGGCUAAUUAACAGCGACCGCGACAACAACAACAAGAAUAUAUAUUUAAUGAGCUGUGCAAGAGUGGAUGAUUAGGCGGCGUCUGCGUAAAGAGAGACAAGAACGGUUGGAACAAUUGGAAUCCAUGAUGGCCAACACCUCUGAACUCACAAACAACUUCUGCCAGAGCGGUUACUGCAACCAGACGGCCGGAGGCAAAUCCCCCGGAAACGGACAGGACAUAAUCGAAGAACGUGGUGAAGACCUGUUUCGAAAUAACAACCACAGCAGUGGUAAUAGUAGUGGUGGUGACGACGAUGGUGGUGGUGGCGGCGGUGGUGGUGGUGGUGGUGGUGGUGGUAGUAGCAGUACUAAUAAUAAUAGUAGUAAUAAUAAUUCUACCGGCAACAGAGUGUUCUGGGAGAGUUUCACAUCGCAUCAGGACCCUUCUUCUCUGUUCACAAAAGACAGUUUGUCAUCGGAAACUGACGCUACAGCACUCGGCCAACCGAGUCGCCACCAGACCUCCUCUUCCUCUUCUUGUGUGACGCCCGACUCAUCCGAACCUCCCAUAAAACGGUUAAAGGUGUCCUGCGAGCAGUUCACAUCUCUACAGAAUGUUAGCAUUGGCGAUGGUGUGGUCAGCAGAAGAAAAUUACCGAAGUCUGGACUCCGGUUCCACACACGACCCAGCCUCUUGAAAAACGCCCACGUUGUUAACCAGAACGACAUGCAGUGCAGUAUCACAGAUAUCUUACCUGAUGUCUCCUAAAUCGUUAGCGCGCUGGGCGGAAAUGCUUACCUGUACUUCACCCAUCCGCUACCUUCUGAGUUCAAAUUCCACCGAGGUCAACUUUACUGUCCAUCUUUUCGGGGUCGAUUAAACAAGCACCAGUUGAACCCUAACCCUAACCCUAACCCGGACCAGGCUGUGCAUGGUGUU